ACUGGGGGCGGCGCUGUGGGCUACUCAAGAUGACACUCACAGCUAAUUCAUCUGCAUGAUGAACAAUCGUGAACAACACAUCAUUUAUUCGUAAAUAACGAGGAAACCUAUUGAAAAUGGAUCACUUUAGAGAUCAGAGUUUUAAUCUAGACUCCCCAUCUAAACAGAGUUAUGUUGGCAGUUUUUAUCAGCCACCAGAGAAAAUGUCAAGACCUUUGUAUAUGAACCCAGACACACAUCCGCUCAACAGAAAGAGCUCAGGUUUGCAGGAUAUCAGCCCACAGCUUUAUCAGACAGUUCCUGAUGCUGGAAGCAGAGCAGCAGUGAUUGCAGCCCUGAAAACACUGCAGGAGAAGAUGCGGCGCUUGGAACUGGAGAGAGUUCAUGCAGUAAAGAACGUCCAUCACUUCUCUCAACCUACUCGACACCAGGAAGAUGUUUCUGCAUCAAAGGAGCAAGAGCACAACAUGCGGGACAAUGACUCAACACAGAGGAAAGUGCUGGUUUCUAAGCUUCACUCAGCAGAAACGCGCUGCUCUCUCCUGGAAAAACAGCUCAACUACAUGAAGAGAAUGGUGGAGUGUGCAGAAAAAGACACAGUUACUCACACAGACAGAAAGGACUCUUUGCCUACGGAACACACACAUGCAGACCCACAAAUUCAGGCACAGCUCAAUAAGCUUGAAAGACUGGAAAAGGAGUAUCUCAGACUCACCAAUACACAGUCUGUGGCUGAGAGGAAGAUUGAACUCUUAGAACAGAAACUUUUAGAGGAGGAGCAUGAACGCAAACUUGUGCAGGAAAAAGCAGAGGAGUUGCAGCGAGAGCUUGAAAAUAAUAUUCUGUCCCUUUCUGCUGCGACUCAACCUAAAGGCAAGAAAAAGAGGAGAGACAAGGCCUCAUGCAAGAAGUCCCCUACAGCAAAGGUGGAGGCAGUCUCUGCUCCGAAGUCUAAACGCCUCCCUUUUGUGGCUGGAACAUCAACCAGUCCUAGCCACUCCGUCAAUGCUAAUGUUCAGAGUGUGUUACACAUGAUGAAGCACAGGAAUCCACGCCUGUGCGAGAGAGUGAGUGCUCUACAGAAGUCAAGCUCUGAAAAGCAACGCACCCAUCACAGACCUCCAUCCUCCCCCAGCAGAUCUGCUUCCACACUGGGCAGCCUCUCUGAACUCCUGCUUGCACUGCAGGAUGAACUGGGACAGAUGAGCUUUGAACACCAGGAGCUGGUCAAGCAGAUUGAUGAGACCUCUAGACGAGAGCUUCGAGAUGAUCUGGAACGAGAGCUGGACUGUCUGGUCAAGAGAAUGGAAGAGAAAGCGGCUCAGAUUUCCAAACUGCGCAAACAUCAGCAAACAGUCCAGAAACUAUCCCAGCCAUCCUGUAGCCCUAGACAGAAGCAGCAGAGGCCACAAUGGACCACUAGUGUAGACAACAAAUCCAGGGCAGAGAGUGGGGUACAACCAUUGCCACCAUCCCCAGUCAAAGCUUCAUCCAGCACGGGAACGAAACAGAGCCGGAGUGGUCAAGGGUCCCUAAAGCUCCUUAAAGAGACCCAAAAAUUGUGCUCCAGCCUUCGCAGACAAGACAUCAAAUGGGAAACAUAGGUAUAUUGUCCAAAAACAUGCAUACAAGUAAAAGACAAUUAAGAAGGGCAGUGGAAUGACAGCUUAAAUGCAGGAUUAGAUUUUACACUCAAACGUGUUUUUAAUUAAUUUAAUUUUUUAAUGAUUUCUGUUCAUAUUUUUUUGUUUGAAUAACACCUUGUAAAUAAAAUAUUUACAUGUUUUAAA
Messenger RNA from Danio rerio (zebrafish), 1790 nucleotides. The record is from RefSeq and is a predicted model, not a curated record. Lineage: Eukaryota; Metazoa; Chordata; Actinopteri; Cypriniformes; Danionidae.